Darwinula stevensoni is the source of this 300-nucleotide messenger RNA. NCBI's taxonomy places the organism in Eukaryota, Metazoa, Arthropoda, Ostracoda, Podocopida, Darwinulidae. The record is from the annotation of a GenBank genome assembly.
GUGUUUCAUGAAAAGCCUGACUAUUUUGUGCUUGCAUGGGAUGCACCACACAAGACGAUUAGACAUGAGCAAUUUGCUGAAUACAAAGGGCAAAGACCCGAACUGCCUGAUGAUUUCAAGCAUCAAAUUCGCAUGACAAAACAUAUCAUUGAUGAACUCGGCAUUAACUACCAAGAAAUUCCUGGAUAUGAAGCGGAUGAUAUUAUUGCGACAGUAGCAAAACGUGGUGCUCAAGAAGGACAUCAUGUUGAAAUUAUGACAAGUGAUAAGGACAUGAAAGCGCUUAUCUGCGAUAGCAUU